CCCCGCUGCGCCCCAGACCCGGGUCUCCGAGCCCCGCAGCCCCUGGCCGCCGUGCCGCGCCUCGCCGGGCGCGAAGGACUGAAGUUCUUGCAGAAGGGAGCGCGACUCGGCAAGGUGAACUAUGACCACUUCACUCUUGGUGUUGUUGACUCUGAGGGUCAUCGCCGCAGCCGUUUCCAUACACGUGGAAGGCUCUGACAACUCGCUAAGUGUCAGCAUUCCUGAACCAUCCCCCCUGAGGGUCCUUCUGGGGAGCACCCUCACCAUCCCCUGCUACUUCAUCGACCCCAUGCACCCCGUGACCACCGCCCCCUCCACUGAGCCCCUCGCUCCGAGAAUCAAGUGGAGUCGUGUGUCCAAGGAGAAGGAGGUAGUGCUUCUGGUGGCCACGGAGGGACAGGUUCGGGUCAACAGUGCGUACCAGGACAAGGUGUCACUGCCCAACUACCCAGCCAUCCCCAGCGACGCCACCUUGGAGCUCCAGAACCUGCGCUCCAAUGACUCUGGGGUCUACCGCUGUGAGGUCAUGCACGGCAUCGAGGACAGCCAGGCCACCCUGGAGGUCGUGGUGAAAGGCAUUGUGUUCCAUUACAGAGCCAUCUCUACACGCUACACCCUGGACUUUGACAAGGCACAGCGGGCCUGCCUGCAGAACAGCGCCAUCAUCGCCACCCCUGAGCAGCUACAGGCCGCCUACGAGGAUGGCUUCCACCAGUGUGACGCCGGCUGGCUGGCCGAUCAGACCGUCAGGUACCCCAUCCACACCCCUCGGGAAGGCUGCUAUGGGGACAAGGACGAGUUUCCAGGCGUGAGAACCUAUGGCAUCCGUGACACCAAUGAAACUUACGAUGUGUACUGCUUUGCUGAGGAGAUGGAGGGUGAGGUCUUUUAUGCCACAUCUCCAGAGAAGUUCACCUUCCAGGAGGCAGUCAGCGAGUGCCGGCGGCUGGGCGCACGACUGGCCACCACGGGCCAACUCUACCUGGCCUGGCAGGGUGGCAUGGACAUGUGCAGUGCCGGCUGGCUGGCCGACCGCAGCGUGCGCUACCCCAUCUCCCAGGCCCGGCCCAACUGCGGGGGCAACCUGCUGGGCGUAAGGACCGUCUACCUGCAUGCCAACCAGACCGGCUACCCAGACCCCUCAUCCCGCUAUGACGCCAUCUGCUACACAGGUGAAGACUUCGUGGACAUCCCAGAAGACUUCUUCGGGGUAGGAGGAGAAGAGGACAUCACCAUCCAGACCGUGACCUGGCCAGACGUGGAGCUGCCCCUGCCCCGAAACAUCACCGAGGGCGAAGCCCGGGGCAAUGUGAUCCUCACGGCAAAGCCCUUCUUUGGGGCCAGUACCACUGUCUCAGAGCCGGAAGAGCCCUUCACUUUUGUCCCUGAGACGGGGGCCACUGGUGUCCCCGAGGCCGAGAAUGAGACUGGAGAGUCCACUGGGCCCUGGGACUCUAUACCCAGCUCCAGCACCACCUUCACCAGUGAAGACCUGGUGGUACAGGUGACUGUAGCCCCAGGCGCAGCGGGGGUCCCUGGGCAGCCGAGCCUUCCAGGGGGGGUUGUGUUCCACUACCGACCUGGCUCCACCCGCUACUCGCUGACCUUCCAGGAGGCACAACAGGCCUGCCAACAGGCAGGGGCAGACAUGGCCUCCCCUGAGCAGCUGCAGGCUGCCUACGAAGCUGGCUAUGAGCAGUGUGACGCCGGCUGGCUUCGGGACCAGACCGUCAGAUACCCCAUUGUGAGUCCGAGAACCCCAUGUGUGGGUGACAAGGACAGCAGCCCAGGAGUCAGGACAUAUGGCGUGCGCCCACCUUCAGAAACCUACGAUGUCUACUGCUAUGUGGACAAGCUGGCAGGGGAAGUGUUCUUCGCCACACGCCUGGAACAGUUCACCUUCUGGGAAGCCCAGGAGUUCUGCAAGGCCCACAAUGCCACACUGGCCGCCACAGGCCAGCUCUAUGCGGCCUGGAGCCGUGGCCUGGACAGGUGCUACGCCGGCUGGCUGGCAGAUGGCAGCCUCCGCUACCCCAUUGUCACUCCAAGGCCAGCCUGCGGUGGGGACAGGCCUGGAGUGAGAACUGUCUACCUCUACCCCAACCAGACGGGCCUCCCAGACCCACUGUCCCGGCACCAUGCAUUCUGCUUCCGAGCGAUCUCUGCAGUGCCCUCUCCAGGACCGGAAGAGGAUGGCACUCCCACACCACCCACUGACGUGGAGGACCGCAUCGUCACCCAAGUGGUACCUGGUGUAGCCGCUGUCCCCAUGGAGGAGGAGACAACUGCCACCCCAGACUUCACCAUGGAGCCCGGAAACCAGACAGAGUGGGAGCCAGCCCCCACCUUUGCAGGCACAUCACCACUGCCAGGGAUCCCUCCCACGUGGCCUCCCACAGGUGCAGCCACAGAGGAAAUUACAGAAGUUCUUUCUGCCACAGAGGUGUCCAUGGUCUCAGAGGAACCCACCCCCUCAGAGGAGCCAACCAUAGCUUCAACCCCGGUGCCCAGUGAGACACAGCUGCUUGGCUCUGGGGAGGCUUCUGGAGCUCCUGACACCACUGGUGAUGUUACAGGUAGUGGAGAAGCUUCAGGAGGAUUGGAUGUCAGUGGGCUGCCCUCUGGGGGCAGUGGAAUACCCUCAGAAGACCUUGACUCCAGUGGUCUCACGUCUACAGUGGGCUCAGGCCUACCUGUGGAUAGUGGAUUGACCUCAGGGGAUGGAGAGAGGAUUACAUGGUCCAACACUUCCCAAGUGGGCAGACUGCCUUCUGGAGGGCAGGAAUUGGAGGGCUCUGUCUCUGGAGAUGGGGACCUCAGUGGACUUCCUUCUGGAGAAAUCCCAGAAACUUCUGCCUCUGGUGUUGAGGACCUCAGCAGACUUCCUUCUGGAGAAGGUCCAGAACCCUCUGCCUCUGGAGUUGGAGAUCUCAGUGGACUUCCUUCUGGAGAAGGUCCAGAACCCUCUGCCUCUGGAGUUGGAGAUCUCAGUGGACUUCCUUCUGGAGAAGGUCCAGAACCCUCUGCCUCUGGAGUUGAGGACCUCAGUGGACUUCCUUCUGCAGGAGAGGGUCACUUAGAGACCUCUGCCUCUGGAGUUGAGGACCUCAGUGGACUUCCUUCUGCAGGAGAGGGUCACUUAGAGACCUCUGCCUCUGGAGUUGAGGACCUCAGUGGACUUCCUUCUGCAGGAGAGGGUCACUUAGAGACCUCUGCCUCUGGAGUUGAGGACCUCAGUGGACUUCCUUCUGCAGGAGAGGGUCACUUAGAGACCUCUGCCUCUGGAGUUGAGGACCUCAGUGGACUUCCUUCUGCAGGAGAGGGUCACUUAGAGACCUCUGCCUCUGGAGUUGAGGACCUCAGUGGACUUCCUUCUGCAGGAGAGGGUCACUUAGAGACCUCUGCCUCUGGAGUUGAGGACCUCAGUGGACUUCCUUCUGCAGGAGAGGGUCACUUAGAGACCUCUGCCUCUGGAGUUGAGGACCUCAGUGGACUUCCUUCUGAAGAAGGUCCAGAAUCCUCUGCAUCUGGAGUAGGGGAACUUAGUGGACUUCCUUCUGGAAGUGAGGGUCUAGAUACCUCUGUCUCUGGAGUAGCGGAUCUCAGUGGACUUUCUUCUGGAGAAGAGGGUCAUAUAGAGGCCUCUGCAUCUGGAGUAGGGGAACUUAGUGGGUUUCCUUCUGGAAGAAAUGGUCUAGAUAUCUCUGCCUCUGGAAUAGGGAGCACCAGUGGACUUCCUUCUGGAGGAGAGGGGCUAGAGACCUCUGCUUCUGGAGUUGAGGAUCUCAGUGGGUUGUCUUCUGGAAAAGACGACUUGGUAGGGUCUGCUUCUGGAGCCUGGAACAUUGGCAGACCUCCUUCUGGAGUUCUUGGAAGUGGGAAAGCCCCAGAAGCAAGUGGUCUUCCCUCUGGAUUUAGUGGUGAAUAUUCUGGACUGGAUUUUGGAAGUGGCCCAUCCUCUGGUCUGCCUGACUUUAGUGGCCUUCCAUCAGGGUUCCCAACUGUCUCCCUAGUGGACGCCACGUUGGUGGAAGUGGUCACAGCCACAUCUGCCAGUGAACUGGAAGGAAGGGGAACAAUUGGCAUCAGUGGUGCUGGAGAAGUCUCUGGGCUGCCCUCUGGUGAGCUGGAUAUCAGUGGAGUAGCUAGUGGACUCCCUUCAGGAACUGAGCUCAGUGGACAAACAUCUGGGUCUUUUGAUGCCAGUGGAGAAACCUCUGGACUCUUUGGUGUCAGUGGUCAGCCAUCAGGAUUUCCUGACAUCAGUAGCGGGACUUCUGGACUUUUUGAGAUCAGUGGGCAACCCUCAGGGUUUUCUGGGGAAACAUCUGGAGUGACUGAGCUUAGUGGACUGCCUUCUGGACAACCAGAUGCCAGUGGAGAAGCAUCUGGAAUAUUUCUGGGUAGUGGUCAGCUCUUUGGCACACAUGACCUCAGUGGAGAGCCAUCUGGGACCUCUGAUCUCAGCGGGCAACCUUCCGGGUGGCCAGGGUUCAGUGGGACCACCCCUGGAGCUCAUGACCUGGUGUCCAGUACCAUGAGUGGCAGCGGUGAAUCCUCAGGCAUUACAUUUGUGGACACGAGUUUGGUGGAAGUGACCCCAACUCCGUUUAAAGAAGAAGAAGAAGGCUUAGGGUCUGUAGAGCUCAGUGGUCUCCCCUCCGGAGAAGUGGAUCUCUCAGGUAUGUCUGGGGUAUCAGAUAUCAGUGGACAGUCUUCUGGAGCAAUUGACUCCACUGGGUUUCCAUCCCAGCCUCCAGAACUCAGUGGCCUGCCAAGUGGAACUGAGGAGGUCAGUGGAGAACCUUCUGGAGCUGAGUCUGGGAGCAGCCCCGCCUCAGGUGCAUUUGACGGCAGUGGACUCCUGUCGGGUUUCCCCACAGUCUCCCUGAUUGACAGAACUUUAGUGGAAUCUGUGACUCAGGCUCCAACAGCGCAGGAAGCAGGAGAAGGGCCUUCAGGCCUGUUGGAACUCAGUGGGGAUCAUUCUGGAAUCCCAGACAUGUCUGGGGCCCAGUCAGGAUUUGGGGACCUGAGUGGACAGCAGUCAGGGUUGCCAGAGCCCAGCAGAGAGCCAUCAAGCACCCCAUAUUUUAGUGGGGAUUCUUCAGGCACAGUCGAGGGCAGUGGGGGCUCUCCCAUGGUCACAAGCACCAGUGGGGAGGCCUCAGGACUUCUUCCAGAAGUUACUUUGAUCACUUCUGAGCUCUUGGAGGGUGUCACUGAGGCAACUGCUGCACAGGAACUUGGCCAGAGACCUCCUGUGACACACACACCCCGGCUUUUAGAGUCCAGUGGAGAAGCCACUGCCUCUGGGGACAUGAGUGGUAUUGCUCCAGGCUUCUCUGGGUCUGGGGUGGAAGCCUCAUCAUUUCCAGACACCAUUCAUGAAACAUCUGCCUAUCCUACAGCUGGGGUGGGGGCAACUGCCGCCCCUGAGGCCAGCGGAGGAGUUUUGGGGUCUCCUGACUUGAGUGAAGCCACUUCCUCCUUCCAUGAGACCAAUCUGGAGGGAGACUCAGGCCUGGGUGUGAGCAGCAGCCCCCUGGCCAUUCAGGAAGGCCCCAGGGAGGGCUCGGCUGCCCCAGAGGGAAGCGGAGGGUCCCCCACCACCUAUGAUGUGAGCACAGAGGUUUCCGUGCCCGUGGCUUCUGGAGAAAGGACUGAAGCCAGUGGAGACCCAGCUGGUCACACCUCUGGGCUGGAUGUCACCAUGGGAACCCGCACCCCUGAGUCCAAGUGGACCCAGGAGGCCCAGCGGCCUGAAGAGGCGCUUGCAGAAACUGACUCCAGCGCCUGGCACUCAGGAGAAGUACUCCAGACAGCCACCAUGGCCACCUCCCCUACAGAUGCAGCCGCCCCAGCUCCUCCAGAGGGGGCCAGCACCUCAGAGGCAACAUUGACAGACAUUGAUGAGUGCCACUCAAGCCCUUGUCUGAAUGGAGCCACCUGCCUGGAUGCCAUCGACUCUUUCACAUGCUUAUGCCUUCCCAGCUACCGAGGGGACCUGUGUGAGAUCGACCAGGAGCUGUGUGGGGAGGGCUGGACCAAGUUCCAGGGCCACUGCUACCGCCACUUCCCUGAGCGCAAGGCCUGGGUGGAUGCCGAGAGCUGGUGUCGCGAGCAGCAGGCCCAUCUGAGCAGCAUCGUUACCCCAGAAGAGCAGGAGUUCGUCAACAGCAAUGCCCAGGACUACCAGUGGAUCGGCCUCAAUGACCGGACCAUUGAAGGUGACUUCCGCUGGUCAGACGGACACUCCAUGCAAUUUGAGAACUGGCGGCCCAACCAGCCUGACAACUUCUUUGCCACCGGAGAGGACUGUGUAGUGAUGAUCUGGCAUGAGAAGGGCGAGUGGAACGAUGUCCCCUGCAAUUACCACCUGCCUUUCACCUGCAAAAAGGGCACAGUGGCCUGCGGAGAGCCCCCUGUGGUGGAACACGCCAGAACCUUUGGGCCGAGGAAGGAGCGAUAUGAGAUCAAUUCCUUGGUGCGGUACCAGUGCAACCAGGACUUCAUCCAGCGCCAUGUGCCCACCAUCCGCUGCCAGCCCAGCGGCCAGUGGGAGGAGCCUCGGAUCACCUGCACUGACCCCACCGCCUACAAGCGCAGAUUACAGAAGCGGAGCUCCUGGUCCACACGGAGAAGCCAACCCAGCUCAGCCCACUGAGGACCACCACCCACGAUGCUGAGCCCAGCAGCCCUACCAGGUCGACAUCCCGCCGGUGUCCUCUUUUUGUCGCUUUCUGUCCUAUAAGGAAUGUCAUUAAGGAAGGGAAAAAAAAACCCACAUUGUGUAAGCACCCACCCACCCACCCCCAAGUCGCCAAGACAGCGUCAAAUUACACCCUGAAAAUGCCAAAGUGAAGAGUCGUGCUGUACCCCACGGACUGAGUUCAGAGACAUUUCUCCAAUCUCCCGUUGUGCCUUUCCAGGGACCAGUGCAGGGACAGGGGCAGAGGGAGGGGUUAAGUUAAAUAAAGAAGAUUAUUUUUGGUUUCCUGACUU
This is a messenger RNA of Erinaceus europaeus (western European hedgehog), 7005 nucleotides long. RefSeq names its product aggrecan (gene ACAN). The record is from RefSeq and is a predicted model, not a curated record. Gene Ontology annotation, biological process: cell adhesion. Gene Ontology annotation, molecular function: calcium ion binding; hyaluronic acid binding. The transcript has 18 exons. The coding region runs from base 122 to 6667 and encodes 2181 amino acids. Lineage: Eukaryota; Metazoa; Chordata; Mammalia; Eulipotyphla; Erinaceidae.